AUGACCAUUGCUUCUUCGGAGGAUGAAAGGGAGGACAACGAACCUGCACAAAAUGAAGACAAUCAAGGGUUUGAAGAGGAGGAGCAGGAACCAUUGGGCCAAGAGAAGCGUGUGAGAAAAAGGCUUAACCAGCUGCACAGCAACAAGACCCUUGUGCCGUCAGACCAGCAGAUGCAGCAGGAUUUUGUAAGCCCAGAAACAGCAAAGAUUUUGACAACUCACUCAACAAAAACUGUGUGUGACCGAGUCAAUAUGGUGAAUAAGAUGAUUUUCCACCAGUCAUCUUUCUUUGAAGUCAUCAUGCCAAUAUCUGGUGACAACAUUAAAGACCAGGCUGGAUCCACAGUUGGACAGAUGAUUCCCUCAGGAUCCAUGGGGGAAACUGUGUCCAAAGAGUGGCUGUUGGAGAAUGAAGUCUCAGUGGGAGACACAACAUUGCACAAGAGCCUGCCUGAAGAAAGACCGGGAGAUUAUGAAGGACAAGAAAAAGAAGGUGAAGUGGAUGAGGGCUAUUUGGAGAUGUCAAAGAUUGAAGGUGAAGACAGAAAUAAGACAGAAGAUAAGCUAAAAGAAGGACAAAAGACAGAGAAAGAGACACAGGAAGAGACUUUGGAGAAGAUGGACAGUGAUGGUGAAGAAGGACAAAAGGCAGAGGAAAAGAUCCACAGUGAUGGUGGAGAAGGACAAAAGACAAAGGAAAAGAUUCAGGAAGAGACCUUGGAGAAGAUGGAGAGUAAGAGUGAAAAGGGAAAGAAGAGAGAAACAAAGAUUCAAGAGAAGACUUUGGAGAACAUGGAGGGUAAGAGUGAAAGAGGAAAGAAGAGAGAAACAAAGAUUCAAGAGAAGACUUUGGAGAACAUGGAGGAUAAGAGUGAAAAGGGAAAGAAGAGAGAAACAAAGAUUCAAGAGAAGACUUUGGAGAACAUGGAGGGUAAGAGUGAAAGAGGAAAGAAGAGAGAAACAAAGAUUCAAGAGAAGACUUUGGAGAACAUGGAGGGUAAGAGUGAAAAGAGAAAGAAGAGACAAACAAAGAUUCAAGAGAAGACUUUGGAGAAGAUGGAAAGUAAGAGUGAAAAGGGAAAGAAGAGAGAAACAAAGAUUCAAGAUGAGCCUGUGGUGAUGACGAGGAGUAAAGUUAAAGAAGUGCAAAAGAGAAAGAUAAAAGAGGAGCAUCUGGAGAAGAGUGAGAGGGAAAGUGGAGAAGGAUCAAGUGGAGCAGCACAAACCUGGAAGAUGCCUUUGAAGAGAAGGAAAUUUCAAGAAUGA
Molecule: messenger RNA, 1266 nt
Organism: Epinephelus fuscoguttatus (brown-marbled grouper)
Lineage: Eukaryota; Metazoa; Chordata; Actinopteri; Perciformes; Serranidae
Exons: 4
Coding region: 1-1266 (421 amino acids)
Source: RefSeq, a predicted model, not a curated record